GAGAAGUUCUGGAGAAGGAAAACUUCCUGCUGUCGAGUUGUGCAGAACUUCCGUUGAAAGAGCAGUUGAUCGAUCUGGCUCCAGUGUUCCCGCUGUCGGCUUUAGCUGCUCGAGCUCGCCACAGAGAAAAAAAGUUUUCUCAGGAGAUGCUUGGAGAGACGCUUCACAAACUCCCUCGUCUCGAUUCAGACUUGCUGAACAGUUCCUGGAAAAUGUCUCGAAAUAUCCAAACCCUAAAAGACAUAUUUAACCCCCCAUCAUCCCCCAUGCUUAAGUCAGGAGAAAGCCCACUUCCAUCUCCCAGAUCUCAGUCCGUAUCCCUUUUGAGUCCAGCUUUAUCCUCUAAGCCAUCGAGCUCUCGAUCUCUGUCAUCAAGUCGGAGUAAAGCUUCUGCCUGCUUAACACCUAAAUCAGCAAAGUUGCCUUCUCCUUUACUUUCACUUAAAUCCAUCAAAUGCACUCCCAAAAAAGCAGUACCUAGUGAAAAGCGGGCUCAAACGAAGGCCAAGAAAGCUGAAAAGUCCUUAAGUGAUAAACUGCUCUCUCCUAAAGAGCCCAGCAGCCCCGCCGGACCCACGCUGCAGGCUUUUAAUGAAAACAUCAGCGAGAAAGAGGACUCAACGCAAACUGGUAACUUGUAGUGCUAACAUGAAUGUCCCCCAUGAGAAAUGGACUGCAAUGACAACGUCCUGUGUGCUUCUACAGAGGGAGACGCUUUGCACAGACCAGGAUUAACUCAGGAUGAGCAAGAAGGAGGAGGUGACUUUUCUCCAAAUACGGUAGAGAAAGAGGACAGAUCUCACGGACGAGCUUCAACGGGGAAACAAGUGUUCUGUUUUGAUGAGAGUCAGGAUCCAUACAGUCAAACAGAUUCUACUACUGAUCCUCUGUCCAGCUCUAUAAAGAAAAAUAAGACAAGAACAAGGAAAGACAAAUCUCUGUCCAACCAAGAGAACAUCCCCAAGAAGACAAUAAAAACCAGAAAAAGGCCCUCAAGUUCAGGAACAGCAAAGAGAAGAGAGCUCAAUGGGGAUCCGGGAGUCCAGAGAGGCGGGACUGAAGGGAAAAAUGAUGUGAAGGCAGACAAGGAAGGGGUUAAAGAGAAGACACUCAGAAAUGACGUUAACACUUCUGCAUUAACCGAUAAAACAUCUGAUAACAAAGCGGAUGUGAAGGUGCGACAGGAGACACGAGUCAAAUUAACACCAGCAGAGAAAAAGCGUGGGGUCAAAGCUGCACCGGCAAAAAGUCACAGUACUAAACUGGAGCCAGAAAAACCAGCGCCCUGUGGUACACAGCGGGCUAAAGUUCAAACUAAGGAAGCCACGCCUGCGAAGCGUAAAGGACAAAGUCAGGAGCCAAAGGCUAAGCCAGACAGCAAAAUCUCCAUCAAAAGGGUAAAUAAAGGCGCUCGAGAAAUCAAAGUUGAGUCGGCUAACAAGCAGAAUGGAAAGGAUGAAGAAUCUGAAGCUAAACCGAGACUCAGCACUAAAUCAGGAGAAGGUAAGAGUCCUGGCUCAAAAGAUAAGAAGCAAAAGAAGACUAAAGCCUCCAGCCUGUUGUCAUCACAUCAUGACGGCUCUUCCACACAAAGCCCUCAAAGAGCAGAGGUGCUUUCUGUCAGCGGAGACAAAUCCCCUCAAAGCCCCCACCCUGCAGGUGCCGAGUCGCUCCCGACUGAGGGGGACAGAAAAGAGGCUCGGAUCACGAAGGAGGAAAAAUCCGGGUGGGAGGGAAGUCUUCGGGAUGUUGCAUCGCUUCUUCCCACUGUGGGGGUGGCGGGCGCGGCCGCCGGGCUCCUCAGCGAGGUCCUGACCAGUGUGGUGAGUUUCCAUUCAGACAGUGACAAAGACACGCCCUCGCUGCCCAGGACGCCGCUCAGGCGGUUCACGAAACAGCAGGAAGUUCAGUCCAUCCCCUCCACGCCAACGCAUGUGGCCUCAAAGGAAAUGGAGGAGAGCACGACAGAAGACGCUCCCGUGAGCUCCCUGAAAGGAGACGAGGAAGACGAUGAAGGAGGGACAAAAAGUUUAAGAAGUGAUGAUGACAAUGGCAAAACCACUGAGGAGAAAGAGAAGAGCUCUGAAACCGAUGAUGAGAAAGAGAGGCAGACGGAAAGUUUUGUGGAACACAGGGAGGGAGGUGAAAGGAGAAGCUCCACGGAGGCUGAAGGAGAGAGUGAACUUCCAAAGGAUGAGGAGGAGCAGAGUAUGGAAAACGAGGAAGACGAGGGGAAGGAGAAGUCAAGCUCCAACGCUGAUGAGGAAGAUGAUGGAAGUGAUGCAGCAGAAGAGGAGGAAGAAGAUGGCGGCAUGGAUCUGGGAAAAGGAAAGACUGAGGAAGAGGAAGCUAAAGAGUCAAGUGAUGAAGGGCGGGAAGAAGAGGAAGAGGAGGAGGAGGAGGCAGGAAGUGAUGUGAGUGACGAGGAAAAGGAAAGUUCAGCCAGCAAGAGUGAAGAGGAAGAAGAGGAGGAGGAAGGUGACACUGCAGGAUCUGUUGAAGGAGAAGAAGAAAGUGAUUCUAACGAGGAAGAGGAGGACAGUGAGGAACAAAAAGGUGAUGACGACUCCUCUGAAAGUGAGGUGGAUGAAGAGAAGUCAGCAGAGGAAGAUGAUGAGGAAGAGGAUGGCUCCAAUGAAGAAGAAGAGGCAGAGGAAACCAGCGAUCCAGAAAAUGAGGAAGAAGAGGCUUCUGUAGAUGAUGAAGCAACUGACGACAAAGAGGAAGAAGAGGAGGAUGGAGAUGCCACCAGCGAGGAAGAGCAGGAGGAGGAAGGUACAACCGAUAACGAAGAGGAGGCCGAAGAGGACGAUGAAGAAAAUGAGGAGGAAGAGGCAGCUACUGAAGAAGAUGAAGAAGAGGAGGAGGAUAGUCAGGAGGAUGAUGGGGAGACCAAACAAACUGAAAGUGAUGAAGACACAGAUGAAGAGGAAGAUGGAGAAAAUGACAAAGAGGAAAAGUCAGAUGAAGAAGGGAUGGAAAGUGAAGAGGAGGAGGAGGAGGAAGGUGAGGAAGAUGAAGAGGAAGCUGAAGAAGAUGAGGAUGAUGAAGAAGAUGAUGAAAGUGUAGAAGACGAGGAGGAGGAAGUUGGAAAUGAAGAAGAGGAGGCGGAAGAAGCUGAAUAUGAAGAAGAGGAAGAGGAGGAGGAAGUUGGGAACGAAGAGGAGGAAGUAAAUGAAGACGAGGAAGAGGAGGAAGUAAAUGAAGAUGAGGAAGAGGAGGGAGAAAAUGAAGAAGAAGAGGGUGAAGAGGUUGGAAAUGAAGAGGAGGAGGAAGGAGAACAAGAAAAUGAAGAAGAGGAGGGAGUAGAGGUUGAAGAGGAAGUUGAAGAAGAGGAGGAAGAAGAAGAAGUAGCACAAACAGGGAAAGAUGAAGCACAGAAAGCUCCGUCUUUGGACAAAAAACCCAAACGGGAAGAAGCGCCCACGCCAGCGCCGAGGACGAAGCAGACGGCAGUGAAGAAGAAGCAGGAAGACCCUCAGCAGUUCUGGAACGACGUUCUGCCUCAAUACCUGGACAUUCAGUGACGUGAGCGUCACAUGACAUCACGCCGUGGACGCCAUAUUGAUAUAGGAUCAGAUCGACUCAAUAUUUGCACUCUCCAACAAAACAUUGAAACCUGAUAUUCUUGAAGAUCUCAGUCCAGUCCAGAAAUUUUCUGUGACAUUUGUAGAUAGAAUAAUUAUAUUUAUUAGAUUUUAACUUUAUUGAAGUCGCUUGAUAUGAAAAUAAAAGCAUAUUUUG
Molecule: messenger RNA, 3744 nt
Organism: Oryzias melastigma (Indian medaka)
Lineage: Eukaryota; Metazoa; Chordata; Actinopteri; Beloniformes; Adrianichthyidae
Gene: rpgra
Product: retinitis pigmentosa GTPase regulator a
Exons: 3
Coding region: 669-3527 (952 amino acids)
Source: RefSeq, a predicted model, not a curated record